AUGCGGCGAUUGUCGUUGACGGCCAUGCCGUCGCGCCGGCAUAAGCAGCAGCAGAGGGCGAGCCUCAGCUCGGCGUGCGGCAAGUCCACGAGCAGCCUGCGCUCGACGUUCGGCAACUUCGGCAUGAUGUCGUCGCUCUCGGGCUCGCUGUCGUCGGACUCGCUCACGUCGCUCUCGACCGCCUCGAGCUCCUACGGGGGCUUCAUGGAGGACUACGACGACUUGGACGAGGAGCUCGAGGACCAGGAGUGCUGCGAGCAGGGCUGGAUGUACUGGAAGAAGGACACCGACUGCUGGCUCAAGAUGUACGCGCGCCUGCGCAACGAGCUGCUGUGGCUCUCCAAGGGCGCGGACGACGUGGUGGCCGUCGUCCAGAUCGCAGUCGCGGGCGUCCGGACCACGGACAUCGGCGGCAUCGUCGCCCGGGGCCCCGCCGGAGAGAGCAUGGAGCUCUUCGCCUACGAGCGCGAGCGGACGAGCGACUGGAUUGACGCACUGUACGUCGCGGCGCAGCUCACGCAGUCCUACGAGCGCUCCGUGGCGGCCGAGCCGGGGGAGACGGAGAUGCCGCGCCGCGAGAUCAAGGAGGUGGAGCAGGUGUACACGGGCACCCUCGUCAUCUACAACAAGGAGCAGAAGAAGUCGCCCUGGAAACAGCUUCUGUCGACCAAGCGGCUGCGCGACGCGUGCCGCCGCCGACUUGAGAAGUUCGUAGAAUUUGUACACACACCGGGCCUGACGGACGGCACGUAG
Messenger RNA from Phytophthora sojae, 753 nucleotides. RefSeq lists its product as hypothetical. The record is from RefSeq and is a predicted model, not a curated record. The coding region runs from base 1 to 753 and encodes 250 amino acids. The transcript has a single exon. NCBI's taxonomy places the organism in Eukaryota, Oomycota, Peronosporomycetes, Peronosporales, Peronosporaceae.